AGUUAUUUUCAAUUCGUUUGUUGAGUUGGCUGCAGAGGAGAUUGAUGGCGUUAAGAAGAUCAUGGAUAAUGAACGGGUUUGGGCUGUUGGGCCUUUGGUUCCUAUCAAAGCUGGCUCUGAACGAGGUGGUUCCAGCUCAAUCUCAUCCGAUAAACUGAUCGGCUGGCUUGAUUCGUGCCAAGUUGACAGAUCAGUGGUGUAUGUUGGAUUUGGGACACAAAUCACACUAAAGAAAAAGCAGAUGGAGGUCCUAGCGAAUGCACUAGAACAAAGUGGAGUUCGCUUCAUCUGGGCUGUCAAAGCAGCUCGAAACGAAGACGAUCAAGACCAGAGUAUGGUUCCGGAAGGGUUCGAAGAUCGUGUGGCUGGGAGGGGCAUUGUGAUCAAAGGUUGGGCCCCACAAGCGGCUAUUCUCGAACACCGAGCUGUGGGUGCAUACUUGACACAUGGUGGUUGGAACUCGGUGCUCGAAGCCCUACGCGGCGGCGUUAUUUUGUUGGCCUGGCCAAUGCAAAUCGAUCACUUCCACAAUGCAAAGCUAUUUGUCGAUGAAUUGGGGGCCGCAGUCCGAGUUUGUGAAGGCUUGGAGACUGUCCCUGACUCAGAUGCAUUGACUCGGAUUCUGACUGAUUCAGUGAGUGUGGAUGCACCUGAGAGGAUUAAAUUUAUGGAGUUACGAGAGAAAGCACUGAAAGCUAUUGGAAAAGGUGGAAGCUCUUACAAGGCACUAGAUUUAAUAGUGGAAGACUUAUUCAACCUGUAAUUCAUACAAGCUUAUUCUUUAGAUAUCUGAUAUGCUCUUAAAUUUGGUCAGGAUAUCCGAUAUGAGUCUAAAUUAAGGUCGUCAU
This is a messenger RNA of Tripterygium wilfordii, 848 nucleotides long. RefSeq names its product flavonol 7-O-rhamnosyltransferase-like. The record is from RefSeq and is a predicted model, not a curated record. The transcript is spliced from 2 exons. The coding region runs from base 62 to 763 and encodes 233 amino acids. Gene Ontology annotation, molecular function: UDP-glycosyltransferase activity. Lineage: Eukaryota; Viridiplantae; Streptophyta; Magnoliopsida; Celastrales; Celastraceae.